Molecule: messenger RNA, 2094 nt
Organism: Endocarpon pusillum Z07020
Lineage: Eukaryota; Fungi; Ascomycota; Eurotiomycetes; Verrucariales; Verrucariaceae
Exons: 3
Coding region: 1-2094 (697 amino acids)
Source: RefSeq, a predicted model, not a curated record
AUGUCACCACGAAAUUCACAACGAUCAACUUCUUCGUCAGGCUCAAGCCUAGCACACCAGAUCCCAGACCCCAAUGUUUUUAGUGACGACUAUGCCCUCGAGCCGCUUAAUACCGAUAGAAGCUCGCCCUUCAAUGCCGAUGAUGACCCAACCCCCGCCUCCGAAACUCCUCCUCUGCACACUGGAGUAAAUAUAAGUCGACCCAUCAGUCCUGUCUCGUCCGUUUCGUCCUCGGCACAACCCCCUACACUAUCUCACAGAUUCCUUGGACAUCGAGAUGUUUUUUCCAUCAUUCCCAACCGGACAGCGUCUAGGGCAUCAAACACAUUCUCGGAUGUACAUAGAGCAUCAAGUACAUCGUCACACUUUUCAAUGCCUCGAGCUCAAAGCCCCUACGUAGGGGCAACAGGCCCGAGCCAUCCGUAUGGCAUGUACCCCCAAAUCACCCGAACAUCGAGCAUCGCCAGUGCCUCCACCGUACGACCAAUUGAACGCCCAUUUGUUACAGCAAAUGGCCCGGAGCAUCCAUAUGCCAUGUAUUCGCAGAACACAGUGCCAGAAGAAGACGAUGCGUCUCUCGCUCAGGCGACAAUCCCUGUUGACUUUCCGGGUAUGGGGCAGCCGUACCGGAGUGGAGGUCAGACAAGGCGAGACGAUGUCAGCGACAUUGUGGGUUCCGAUGGGCACAUAGAAGAGCUGCCACCUUACACCCGCUUUGCAGACGAGAUUGCACCCAAGGAGAGCCUUCCAAGUAUCCAGGCCGUCCAUUUACCAGCAGUCGUGCCACAGGAAGUACCAAUGUCACCCCAAUCUCGGCAUACGCAGCAUGUCGAGACUGUUGUCGAGCUGAGCAGUACUUCCUCAAGGAACGGAUGCAGUAACUCCAGCGUCGGUUUCAAAGAAAAAAUCAAGCAGAAGGGUAGGCAAAGAGUGUGCGGUGGUCUGCCGUUCUGGUUCUUUUUUGUCAUCAUCGGUGUGCUCCUCUUGGGAGUUGUUCUAGGUGCAAUAAUCGGCGGCGUGAUUGGAAGCCAAAAAGGUGCUUCGCCUAGUGCUACUGCUGAUCCUUAUCAGAAUUCAUCCCACCCCACUGCGACGGUGACGUCAACAGCCUUCAUUGAUGGAGUACCUCUUGCUACCGGGCAACCAGUGGCCUCUGUACCCACGGGCCAAUACAACGUUCCCACAAACGGCAACGAGGUUAAUUCCAAGGCUUGCAUCAAGAAUCAUACCCUCGUUGAUACUUGGGGUUGUUUGGCUUCUUCUGGGAUGGGAAUUACAGUGACAGGUCAAGGGUGGGGGGCCAGCAUUACUCUUGACUCUUACCCGUUAAGUAGCUCAUUCAUGUAUGGAGCACAACCACCGGACCUUGGUACACGGCCGCUCGAUCUGACUCCGUCAAUGGAUCAAGAUUCGAGUGAUCUUGGUCCCUCUCUCUUUGCUUUCACUUAUUACGACAAACUUACAAUUUUACAUGAACAAGCUCUGAUACCAAAUGGGCAGUACAGGAGAAAAGAUGACAGCCACAUAUAUGGAAUGCCUGAAGAUAAGCCAUGGUUCUGCUGGUUCAAUGAGACAUUACUUGAAUUCUUCAUUUAUGUCGACAAAUCUGUCAAUUCAUCAGCAACCACCCCCGCCGCCACUGCUACUCCCUCAUCUCCCUCUACAACACCUUCGACCUUCACAACACCAUCAAGCACAACCUUAGGCUCUUCGCUCCCUCCACCCGCGGCGUUUACAGGAAAGCCUUCAGGUUCGCCAUAUGGGCCGCCUGAGGAUUUUGUCAACCAUCACACUACCGAGUCAGGCUACAAUCGAAGGCGAAGCGAUGACAAGCUGCAAAAACGGAAGAGGUACGAUGACUACCCUCUCUUGAUGAAGGUUGAAGAAAAGCGAAAACCCCGCGGCAAUGUUCCACCAUACUGUCAACAGAUGCAAGUCUUGGACAGUGGAGAGAUUGUACCCGUUCCUUAUGUGGCUCAGAUCUCUGUACAGGAAAUAGAAGAUAUGGAUGAUGAUAAUCAGAAUCGAUUUAGACGGAGAGGUGACGCAGAGGAUCUAAGUCGCGGUUGUGCUUGUGAAUGGAUCAGCUGGUAG